Dendronephthya gigantea is the source of this 4273-nucleotide messenger RNA. Its product is annotated as dyslexia-associated protein KIAA0319-like protein. The record is from RefSeq and is a predicted model, not a curated record. Lineage: Eukaryota; Metazoa; Cnidaria; Anthozoa; Malacalcyonacea; Nephtheidae. Gene Ontology annotation, cellular component: plasma membrane; cytoplasmic vesicle. Gene Ontology annotation, molecular function: protein binding. The transcript is spliced from 27 exons. The coding region runs from base 210 to 4001 and encodes 1263 amino acids.
ACUUUCUUGUCCAGUGACUAUUUUUACGUUUUGUUGAUUUAAAGUCCUUUUGAAGUUUUCCUUGUUGUUUUUGGUUAAUUUAUGGAGUAUUAUUGCAAGAGGACCUAAUCGCGGGAUAAUGGAGAAAGGCUGAACGGCAACAGCUGGAAUUUUAUCAUCGAAACGUAUAUUUUUUGCGCCGAACGCCAUGUGAACAUCUUACAAAGAGGAUGUACUUGUAUUCAAAAUGUCCAACUGGAAUAAUCGUCUGGUUUUACACACUAUUUCUACAAGCUAUUUUGAUUAACACAGACAGGAACAUUCAAAGGAUCACGACCAGCUCUCGUCGCAAAGAAUUUGAGCUGUGUAAAAAGGGCGAAACGUUACGGAAUCAUGCUUUAAAAGGUGGACGAAACGCCGGAGCAUAUUAUAACAUAGGGAAAGCGAGAACUUUUCGAAAGUGCAUAGACUUGUGUUGUUCAGAUGAUGACUGUAGCCUAGCAUUACAUAUCAAGAAUAAUUGCUACUCCGUGGAAUGUACAAGUGCACAAUUAUGUAAACCUAUUAAAGUACACAGAGCUAUAAAACCAUCGAUUUUUCGUCGAUAUAGAGCUACUGUUAAUCAUGGUCGUGAUACUUCAUUACCGCUUCCUGAUCUCGCAGGAUCAAAUGUAACCUUGAAGCGAGAAAAAAGGUUUGGAUUCUGCCAAGCAUACGCUGGAUCAAUAUGUUCAAAAUAUCUUGAUCCAAACAGACUUGUUUACUAUGAUGAACCACCAAAGGCUGUGGAAAAGCGGCUUUCGGGACCGCUCACUGUUAUCCAAGGCCGUUUCAAAUCCCAUUGCAAGAAGUUUGCAUUGCCAGCCUUGUGUUUGACUUCUUUUCCUUAUUGUGAUCCGAAACCACAUCCUCAGCCUGUGAGACUAUGCAAGGAUGAUUGUGAAGAGCUGUACAGUGGAGUUUGUAAUCAUGAUUUUAACCUCGCCAAAAGAGUCGCAAAGAAGUAUCCGCCUUUGCUGAAGAUCAUUCCAGACUGCGCAAAUUUAACUGUCCCAAUUAACAAAGGAGAUGAUUGUGUGAAGCUUGGAUUGGACGAAGAUGAUGACAAAGUUUCGACUGAUUCAAGUACUCUGGAAACUAUUCAUGCUGAAAGCGACAGUACAAUUCCGCCUGAGAAGUCAUCGAGCUUUCAUUCAACCCCUACACCAAGUGAAGCACCGUUAACCAAGUUUCGUUCAUCAACUAUGAAAACAACAUCAGCAAUCACGUCUCCAUUUCAGCCUUCUCAUUCAAGCGCAGACGGUCUCAACUUUGAAGUGAAAGACGACAGCGACGAAUCUCCUUCAACACUGAGAACAGUCAAACCUAGUUCCGACAAAGAACUUCCUACAAAAGCCCACUCUACUGACUCAAAAAUCAUUCCUAGCUUUAUUCAGACCACACAAUCACAGGAUAAUAAUGAUAAUAUAUCUUCUAAUAUUAAUACCCAAAUAUCUUUUCAAAAAUCAACGAACACUCCGUUUAACACAACACGAAAUUCCGAAGGAAAAACAACGCAUAUUUUGACGACGGUUUCGCCAACAACUGUCACUCCAUCUUCACUUCUUUCCAGUGUCUUCAUGAAAGAAAAGCAAACGAAAUUAAUAGAGUUUGAUAAAGAUGAAAAUGGACACAACGGUUCAGAUAACACUAGCAUACAACCUACAGUUGUGAAUACGAAUGAUAGCACCAGUGAAAUUGAUUUCGAAACGAAAGAUACGAAAAGCCACAUCGUAUCAACUUCAGGACACACCAAGGCGCCGACUAAAGGCUCCGUCGUACGUUUGCAAGUUUCGACAGUGGGUGAUAAAGUGAUAACGCUUCCAAAAGAUACGGCAAGUCUAUAUGCAAGCGCUUGGCCAAAGGAAACCUCAGCUCAUCCAUAUUUGUACCAAUGGCUCCAGAUCUCGUCUCCAGAGAAAAGUCAUGGCUAUAUGGAGGGGAAAAGCGCUCAAAGAGUUGUUCUUAGUCAGUUGAAAAAACCAGGUGUUUAUCAAUUGGAGGUGAUCGUUCGUAGUCCGCAUUACGCCUAUGGCAACGCUUUUGUGAACGUUACAGUGGAGAAACCGAAACGUGUGAAUAAGCCUCCAAGAGCCGACAUUUCUCCCAAGGAACAGUCCAUAACUCUUCCCACAAACGAGGUGGUUUUGGAUGGAUCAAAGAGUUCCGAUGAUGAUAAGAUUGUGGAGUAUAAAUGGCAGGAGUUAAAAGGUCCUUUGAUUGAAAAGAACAAGAUUAUAAAGUCCGGAGUGGACACUCCAGUUCUACAAUUGAAGUCCCUGUUGCCUGGUGUCUAUACAUAUAAACUGACUGUCAAAGAUGCGGACGGUGAGACUGACUCAAUCACAGCGACAGUAACUGUUAACGCGGAGAAAGAUUAUCCUCCUGUCGCUAGAGCUGGGAAUGAUGUGGUUAUCACACUUCCUGAAAAUUAUGUUACUUUGUAUGGGAAUGGAAGCACGGAUGAUCACGGCAUAAAAACAUACGAAUGGAGCAAAAGCCCACUGAGUCCAGCUUGUGAUAUGCAGGGAAGUACGGGUCCGGUACUUCAUGUUUCUAACAUGAUAGUGGGCGAUUAUUCUUUCACGCUCAAAGUGACCGACUCUGGGGGACAAAGUUCCGAGUCUAAAGUGACGGUGGUAGUACGGCCUGAAAAAAAUUCUCCUCCAGUGGCAAAAGCCGGAGACGAUAAGGAUCUUGUGAUUCCUGACGACAGCACGACGCUGAGUGCUAGAGAGAGUAAUGAUGACCAGGAGAUAACUAGCUACAAAUGGGAGAAAAUAAGCGGUCCUUCAUCAGUGGUUAUGACAGGAGCAAACAAGAUGGUUCUGAACUUGUCACAGUUAAAAGAGGGGCACUACAAGUUCAAGUUGACUGUAACAGAUAACAAGGGUCUCACAGGGACUGAUACAGUGUCUGUUAAUGUCAAGAGAGACGGAAACAAACCUCCACGAGCCAACGCCGGCCCGGAUGUCUUUGUUAAGCUUCCAAAUCGUGCGGCCGCUUUGGACGGCUCGAGGUCUUCUGAUGACUAUGGAAUAAUUAAGUACACAUGGAUACGAGACUUCAAAAGCCCUGCUGCUGGUGAUGUGAUAAAUGGCAGCAACCAUCAGCCUGUUUUAAGGCUCUCAAAUCUUGUCAAAGGUGUCUACAAGUUCCGAUUAACUGUGGCAGACGCCAAAGGAUUAGAAUCUCAUGAUGAAGCUAAAAUAAUCGUCAAAGAAGACGAAAACAGUCCAAAUCUGGUCGAACUUUACCUUGAUGUCGACGUGACGUCUUUCACUGAAGAAAACAAGCGUCAACUGGUUAGAAAACUUGCUGUGACUCUUAAUGCACAAGACAAGGAUAUCAUUAUUGAACAUAUUCAGCCAUCCGGCCGUGGAAGAAGUUUGGUGAUAUUGUUCUAUGUACGAGACAGCUUAAUACACCAGCCGAGAAAUGGCAAGGAUAUCGCUUAUUUGUUGAGACAAAAACUCAACGACAAUUUUUUUGAAUUCAGAAUGCAAGAAGUUGAGCCUUACGUUUGCAGAAAUAAUUGUUCGGGACAUGGAGUUUGCGACCAACACACGAAACAAUGUAUAUGCCAAAGUUUCUGGAUGCAAGAUCCUUUUAAAGCAAGCUUUGGGCUUCGUGAAAGCAACUGCGACUGGAGUAUUCUUUAUGUGACGGUGAUAAUCUUCGCCGUCAUCGUAGCGAUUGUCGGAAUCACAUGGGGCGUUUGUUUCUGCAUGGGCAGAACAAGGAGUCGUAGACGGAAGCAUCAGUAUUCCAUCAUUGGUGAUGAGGAUAGUGAAGAUGCAAAAAAUGCGACAAUGGAACUAUUUCCACGAGAUAAAUUUCUCAACUCGAGCAUAAUGAGUGAGACAGAUAUGGAUUCGGACGAGGAGACUUUGUUCGAAAAUCACAAACCUUUUAAACCAGGAAGGACAUCUCAAAUGAACGGAAUGAUUAAUGGCGGGAAAAAGAAAAAUCAUCACACCUGACCGUUAUUAUAUAUUUUAGACGAGAAAUUAAAUUAAGGAUGAGAUUAACAAUUAGUUAUAAUAAAAUUAUUUAAAUGAAAUUAUAUUGUAAAAAUAAUAUUAAUUUCUAUAAAAACCCCAAGACUUUGGUAAAUAUGCGGGGUUCUACAGUUAAUCGUAUGAAAGUUUCUAAGCUUUUGAGCAACAAACCUUUUAAUCAGAGCAUGAAUAUUAAUUAAUAAUCACUCUAAGAAAAUUUCCCGAAGAGAUUGUUUUCACCUCCCAAUGAGGCA